AUGGGCUCCAUCUCAACCGCUCAGCAGGCUCAGGCUCAGGCUCUGGCCCCUCCGCCCUCUACGACAUCAUACAAGAUCGCGUCGAUCCCCGCCGACGGGAUCGGGCCCGAAGUCAUCUCCGCUGGAAUCCGAGUUCUCGAGACGCUGGCCGAGACAUACGGGACGUUCACGUUCGACUUCACGCACUUCGACUGGUCGAGCGAACGCUACCUCCAGACCGGACGGUACAUCCCGGACGGCGGGCUCGAGGAGCUGCAACGGUUCGACGCGAUCCUGUUCGGCGCAGUCGGCGACCAGCGCGUGCCGGACCACAUCUCGCUUUGGGGCCUGCGCCUGGCCAUCUGCCAGCCCUUCCAACAGUACGCCAAUGUGCGGCCGACGCGGGUGCUGAAGGGCGUGACGUCGCCGUUGGCCGCGUGCCAGCACACCGAGGCGAACCGGCAGAAACUCGACUGGGUCAUUGUGCGCGAGAACAGCGAGGGCGAAUACGCCGGCCAGGGCGGCCGCUCGCAUGUCGGGCAGCCGUGGGAGACGGCGACCGAAGUCAGCAUAUUCACGCGGCACGCGGUCGAGCGCAUCAUGCGCUUCGCCUUUGAGGUGGCGCGCUCGCGGCCGCGCAAGAAGUUGACCAUGGUCAGCAAGUCCAACGCCCAGCGCAACGGCAUGGUUCUGUGGGACGAAGUGCACAAGAUCGUCGCCGCCGACUACCCGGACGUCGAGACCGACAAGAUGCUCGUCGACGCCAUGACGUGCCGCAUGACGCUGAGCCCGGAAUCCAUCGACACCAUCGUCGCCACGAACCUGCACGCCGACAUCCUCUCCGACCUGGCCGCCGCGCUCGCCGGCAGCAUCGGCAUCGCCCCCACCAGUAAUCUGGACCCCACGCGCCAGCGGCCCAGCAUGUUCGAGCCCAUCCACGGUUCCGCCUGGGACAUUGCCGGCAAGGGCGUGGCGAAUCCCGUCGGCACGUUCUGGACCGCCGCCGAGAUGGUCAAGUGGCUGGGCCAGGAGGAGGCCGCCGAUCUGCUGAUGCUCGCGGUCGAGUCCGUUCUCGACCGCGGCGUCAAGACGAGAGAUCUGGCUGGCACCGCACGCACCGAUGAGGUCACGGCCAGCGUGUGCGACGAGAUCCGCCGCAUCGGGAAGGACAGAGGCUUGGGGUCGACGUCGAAAAAGCAGACUUAG
Capronia epimyces CBS 606.96 is the source of this 1185-nucleotide messenger RNA. RefSeq lists its product as uncharacterized. Gene Ontology annotation, molecular function: NAD binding; oxidoreductase activity, acting on the CH-OH group of donors, NAD or NADP as acceptor; magnesium ion binding. Lineage: Eukaryota; Fungi; Ascomycota; Eurotiomycetes; Chaetothyriales; Herpotrichiellaceae. The transcript has a single exon. The record is from RefSeq and is a predicted model, not a curated record. Bases 1 to 1185 code for a protein of 394 amino acids.